This is a messenger RNA of Mucor mucedo, 471 nucleotides long. RefSeq lists its product as uncharacterized. The transcript has 3 exons. Lineage: Eukaryota; Fungi; Mucoromycota; Mucoromycetes; Mucorales; Mucoraceae. The coding region runs from base 1 to 471 and encodes 156 amino acids. The record is from RefSeq and is a predicted model, not a curated record.
AUGAAAUCAUAUUGGGCGCAUCCUGUAAAUAAUGUAAUCCUUUGCCGAUCAAGAGUAACAUUCGAAUGUGUUAAAAUUCUUUAUAUUAACGUAAAACACCGUAUGCGUAAACGCACUGCAUUUGUUUGCCAUGUAAUCUAUCAAAUAUUUUCUCUUCAAGUAGAACUGAUUCAAUUCGGAACGGCGACUGGUUUUAAUAACGAUAUAAGGCUUUUGCUGGUCUGUCACAUUUACAAUUUUAAGCUUGUAGAUGCAAUAACACUAUUUCACAAUGUAAAUUGCCUCUCAAAAAGUAAAUCAAAAUUGACUAAAGCUAAUGCUAUGCAAGGCGAGAUUGAUUACAAAAUGUUUAUAAUACAAAGUAUACACCUGAUCUACUCUGUAACUAGUGUAGUUUCAUACUCUUUACUCCUGAAUGUAAUAUAUUAUAACUCCCUCAAGGAAAUUUUUAUGGAUCAUUUUGAUCGUUAA